AUGGAUGAAAUGGUGAAAUCUGCGCAAGACAGCGAGACAUCAGCAUCUUUCCAAGGAGAAAGACGAAAGAUCAUCCAGCCUGCAUCUUUAAAUGAUCCCAAACUAGCCAAGCUUAAAGAGGUGCUGGUGGAAUGGAUAAAUGACACUUUAAAGGAAGAGCACAUUGUGGUCCAGACACUGGAGGAAGACAUUUAUGAUGGAAUUGUGCUUCAUCACCUACUCAGAAAGUUAGGAGGAGUGCAGCUAGGGGUAGAGGAAAUUGCAGUAAACAGUGCAGCCCAGAUAUCCAAGCUGGAAGCCAUUCUGCAGGUCCUCAACCAGAACCUAGAGCUUAAUGCUCAGUCAAACAGUACAGCUAAAUGGAAUGCCAAACUCAUCCACAGUCGUGACCUGCUGGCGACUCUUCAUCUGCUGGUGGCCAUUGUGAGAUGUUAUCAGCCUGAACUUGGUCUUCCCAGUAAUGUCAGUGUAGAAGUCAUACUGCUUGAGGUGAACAAGAGUGGCAUUAAAACUGAGAAGCAAAUAGAAUACAUUACGCUACAAAGUGAUGCUGCAGGAUUUACAAAAGACCCUAUAGAUGAGCUGCUUAAGCUUGAUGAGCACAAGAUUUCCACAGUAAAGAAGGCCAUUUUGCACUUCAUCAAUAAGAACAUGUCAUCACUAAGGUUGCAGGUGUUGGACAUUGAAAAACAGUUUGCAGAUGGAGUGAUCCUGCUCUUACUGAUUGGUCAGCUGGAAGGAUUUUUCAUCCCACUAUUCGAGUUCUACAUUUCUCCAGGCUCCCCCUCAGAGAUGCUUCACAAUGUGACCCUGGCAUUAGAUCUUCUUAAUGACAGAAAAAUACAAGUGGACAAUGUUGCCCCUGAAGAUAUAGUUUCUCAAGAUGUCCCUGCCACACUGAAAGUGCUGUAUGCCUUGUUUAAGAGGCACAAGAACAAAUAAUCCUUGUAACCAUGUCUGCAACCUCUAACAUAAAUUACUAUGAAUGUCUAGCAUGAGCUAAACUUUUAAUUAA
Trichomycterus rosablanca is the source of this 1015-nucleotide messenger RNA. RefSeq names its product parvin, gamma (gene parvg). Lineage: Eukaryota; Metazoa; Chordata; Actinopteri; Siluriformes; Trichomycteridae. The transcript is spliced from 12 exons. The coding region runs from base 1 to 942 and encodes 313 amino acids. Gene Ontology annotation, molecular function: actin binding. The record is from RefSeq and is a predicted model, not a curated record. Gene Ontology annotation, cellular component: cytoplasm; actin cytoskeleton; focal adhesion. Gene Ontology annotation, biological process: actin cytoskeleton organization; cell projection assembly; establishment or maintenance of cell polarity.